AUGAGAGACGUAAGAACAGAACAGAGUGGAUUAAGAAUUUUAAUUCGUCCGUCUCUGAACGUUCAUAUAACGAAGAGCACACAUAACAGAGACGACUCCGAGCAAGGGCCGCGGCCGCUCACACUCUGUACUACAUUGAUUCAGUGGGUCAGAGAUGUUUCCCUGGUUCCCGCGGGAACAGUUCAACAUUCAAUAUGUAUAAAGAGUUCGCCGCUAACAUUCACUUAUGAUCAAUCAACCGCAUUAUACUAUUACAGGCAAUAUUUUAAUAUCAAUAUAUUACAGUGUUCAGUUGUAGCGAGCUUCAUGAAUCAAUACGUCGCGGGUGGAUAUGGACUGGGCCCCGAGGGAAAUCUAGCCGCAGCAGCGCAUUACGAGACGGAGGUAGGGAGUGGGGGGAGGAGAGUAGGAGGAGGGAGGCAGGGAGGCAGGGGGAGGGAUAGUGAAAUAAAACCUCAAGUUUACAAGGCGUUUGAUCACCUGGAAUAUGUUGAUGCCGAACUUUGUUGCAAGGAAAGACUUUAA
This is a messenger RNA of Danaus chrysippus (African queen), 525 nucleotides long. NCBI's taxonomy places the organism in Eukaryota, Metazoa, Arthropoda, Insecta, Lepidoptera, Nymphalidae. The record is from the annotation of a GenBank genome assembly.